Triticum turgidum subsp. durum (durum wheat) is the source of this 705-nucleotide messenger RNA. NCBI's taxonomy places the organism in Eukaryota, Viridiplantae, Streptophyta, Magnoliopsida, Poales, Poaceae. The record is from the annotation of a GenBank genome assembly.
AUGGGCGGUGCCGUGAAGGUGUACGGGGUGGCGGCGUCUCCGUUCGUCGCGACGGUGCUGCUGUGCCUGGAGGAGGUCGGCGCCGACUACGAGCUCCUCCCCCUCGACAUGGCUGCGCGGGAGCAGAGGACCGAGCCCUACCUCUCUCGGAACUUUUCAUACGAUUCAAUCUCGCAGCCUUUCGGCAAGAUCCCGGCGUUGGAGGACGGGGAGCUGACUAUAUUCGAAUCGCGCGCGAUUUCUCGGUACGUGCUCCGCAAGUACGGAGGCACCGGCGCCACCGAUCUCCUACGGGCAUCCAGCCUCGAGGAAUCGGCCAUGGUGGACGUGUGGAUGGAGGUGGAGGCCCACCAGUACCAGCCGGCCAUAGCCAACAUCGUCCGGCAGUGCGUCAUCCUGCCGUUCAUCGGCGGCGCGCGAGACCAGGCCGUCGUCGACGAGUACGUCGGGAAGCUGGAGAAGGUCCUCGACGUGUACGAGGCGCGGCUGUCCAGCUCGCCGUACCUCGCCGGGGACUUCUUCAGCCUCGCCGACCUCGUCCACUUCGGCUUCGCCUACUGCCUCGUGGCCGGCACCGAGUACGCGACGCUGCUGGAAUCGCGCGCGAGCGUCAUGGCGUGGUGGGGGCGGAUCAUGACCAGGCCGGCGGUGAGGAAGGUGGCGCCGCUAAUCCACCUCGGACUGAAGCUAUCUUCGCCAGCAUAA